This is a messenger RNA of Perognathus longimembris pacificus (Pacific pocket mouse), 565 nucleotides long. It is a transcript of the gene Rps23, whose product is annotated as ribosomal protein S23. The coding region runs from base 94 to 525 and encodes 143 amino acids. Gene Ontology annotation, biological process: translation. Gene Ontology annotation, cellular component: cytosolic small ribosomal subunit; ribosome. Gene Ontology annotation, molecular function: structural constituent of ribosome. The transcript has 4 exons. Lineage: Eukaryota; Metazoa; Chordata; Mammalia; Rodentia; Heteromyidae. The record is from RefSeq and is a predicted model, not a curated record.
CCUUCUCCGGGUGGGCGGGGCUCUGCUCGCGGUGGCUUGUGGCUCCUUCCUGGACGGCUUCUCUCUUUCGCUCGGGCCCGUGGCGCCGGCAGGAUGGGCAAGUGUCGCGGUCUUCGUACAGCCAGGAAGCUCCGCAGUCACCGACGGGACCAGAAGUGGCAUGAUAAACAAUACAAGAAAGCCCAUUUGGGCACAGCCCUGAAGGCCAACCCGUUUGGGGGCGCUUCCCACGCAAAGGGAAUUGUGCUGGAAAAAGUAGGAGUUGAAGCCAAGCAGCCAAAUUCUGCUAUCAGAAAAUGUGUCAGGGUGCAGCUGAUCAAGAAUGGCAAGAAGAUCACAGCCUUUGUGCCCAAUGAUGGCUGCUUGAAUUUUAUUGAAGAAAAUGAUGAAGUUCUGGUUGCUGGAUUUGGUCGAAAAGGUCAUGCGGUGGGUGACAUUCCCGGGGUCCGCUUCAAGGUCGUCAAGGUAGCCAAUGUGUCACUUUUGGCUCUAUACAAAGGCAAGAAGGAAAGACCAAGAUCCUAAAUUUUAAUGAUAAAGAGACAAUAAAUUUUCAUAGUCCAAA